Messenger RNA from Lytechinus pictus (painted urchin), 2228 nucleotides. RefSeq names its product DNA replication complex GINS protein PSF1-like. Gene Ontology annotation, biological process: DNA replication; DNA strand elongation involved in mitotic DNA replication. Gene Ontology annotation, cellular component: GINS complex. The transcript is spliced from 5 exons. Bases 101 to 526 code for a protein of 141 amino acids. The record is from RefSeq and is a predicted model, not a curated record. NCBI's taxonomy places the organism in Eukaryota, Metazoa, Echinodermata, Echinoidea, Temnopleuroida, Toxopneustidae.
UGCUGCUGAUUUUGCAUAUCAAUAUCAUGAAGGCGCCUUGAUUUGAAUUUGGAACUAGAUCAUAGAUGAAUAUUCAACUUUCUGAGGAGUUCGGGAAAUCAUGUUCGGAGAAAAGGCAAUAGAACUUAUCCAUGAGCUUCAGAGAGCUGUCAAUGGGUCGCUUGCCCCCUUUAAUGAAGAAGGUGUUAGGCAAGUUCUUGAAGAAAUGAAAGCUCUUUAUGAUCAAAACCAAAGCGAUGUAGAGGCGACAGUUCAAGGAGAGAAAGACCGCCUUCCAGCUGUCCAGUUUCGUCACACAUGUCUUGAAAGAAACAAGCGAUGUCUCCUUGCUUACUUGCACAACAGACUGUGUAUGAUCCGUGAUAUGAGAUGGGAGUUUGGAAGUGUGCUACCGGCAGAGGUCAAAUACAAUCUCUCAGAACAAGAGGUGCAGUGGUUUACAAAGUAUAACAAGUCAUUGGCAUCCUACAUGAGAACAUUAGGACAGGAUGGACUUGAUCUCACACAGGUAACAUGUUUGUUAUGAGACUUAUGAGUAUCGUUUAUUUUUAAUUAUUAUUUAUUUUCAUUAUUUUAGGCUGCAAUUUUCUUAACCCACAAGCUUUGCCUUUUUUAGUUCCCCCAUUUCCUUAUCUACUUUAUUGUACAUGAAUGAAUUAUGGAAUAUAUUUGUCAUCUACUGUAUUUAUUUGUAUAUUUUUAAGGAUUUGAAAUGCAUUUAUAUGAUCUUAUGUGUUGUAAAUAUGUUUUUUUUUAAUGAUUUGGAAAUAGAGACACUGAAUUGAAUUGAAAUUGUUUCAUUAUUAUUUGUUUACUUUACCUGUGCCUGUGAAAUGAAGAGUGAUAUGAAUGGUUUAUAUUCACUUGUUGCUAUUGUUGGGUUUUAGUAAGGCACAAAUAACGUCCAGAUGUGAAUAUUUAUGCCUGGUGAACAAGCAGUUGUCUACAUUCUCAGUUAGUCUCUAAUACCACAUAGGCAAAACCCAUUUGGUCCACUAUCACUUUGGUCUAAUUGCUGUUUGGUCUACAACCCAAAUUAUUCUAAUUUUGAUCUAUUGCCUAGUAGUUGGUCUAAUUUCCAUUUUAUCUCCUUAUUAUUAUUUUUUACAUUAUCUGAGGAAAUAUAUAUCGUAAAUAAUCCAUCUAACUUUAUAGACUGAGUAGUGUUGGACCAAGUGGAUAUUAGAUAAACUGCCUUACUGAAUUAUCAGACUAAUUGGUACAUUGCCUAACUAGCAAUCAGACCAAAUGUUUAUUCGAUGAACUAUGAAAAUAAUGUGUGGGAUGAGACCAAAUAGAAAGUAGAUGAAAGUAGGUGCAGAUCAAUUAGCAAUUUACCAUCUGAAUUACUAUAAGGCCCCCCCCCCCAAUCCAGUGGGUUUUUUUCCCCUUCACAUUGUUUAUUGUGAUAUAAAUUAGGAAAUGCCCUCUCUGUUAGAAAUAGUGGAUAAUACGUUUAAUUAAUUUGCACACAAAGUAAACCUUGAUAUUGUUGUUGUUGUGCCCAUGUAUAUAUUUGAAAAUAACGAUUCCUGGAAGGCGAUGUGCCAAGGUGCAUUACUCUAGUUGUAAUGAUUUUAAGAAGUUAUGUGAUUGAAGGUUAGUCUAUCAUGCAUUUACAUGUUCACUUGUUCUAUUUCGAAGAUGAGGCAAAGCUGAUUUGAGAGUAUGUAUACCUUACAAUAGUAUUCUGAGGAUGCUACUUCCGGGGGGCGUUUCAUCAAACAAUUAGUCGGUGGUUUUCUCCGACUAAAUGUGAUUUUCACCGACUAAUUUCAUUUUCACCGACAAUUUUGCCAUCACCGACUAAAUUCCAUUUCAUGAAAAUUUGUCGGUGAUUUUCUCCGACAAAUUAUUGGAAACCACCGACUAAUUUUGUCGGUGGCCUUCACCUACCGACAAAACUUAUUUUCACCGACUAAUCAGCCUUUUGAGGGCCUUUGCAGCUAAAAUCGAUCAAUUUCAGUUGAUUUUGAAUAUAACAUUUUAAUAAAUUGCUUAUUUUUCAUUUCAUUGAGAAAAUUCAAAGAAAAUGUAUUUAUUUUUAGUCAAUGACAAAUAAAAAGUAGACAUUUCAAGAAUAAUAUUUUCAUCUUUAAAACUAUAUUAUAUCAAUCAAUACAUAGGAAACAUCUUCAAAUGUACACAUUUUUUCAAACAUAAUUUUCUUUAACCCAAAUAAAUCAUUGUGCAUUUUUUAAUCAAUAAUGUCUGAAAAAUGCGACCUC